This is a messenger RNA of Manihot esculenta (cassava), 1193 nucleotides long. RefSeq names its product chloroplastic group IIB intron splicing facilitator CRS2-B, chloroplastic. NCBI's taxonomy places the organism in Eukaryota, Viridiplantae, Streptophyta, Magnoliopsida, Malpighiales, Euphorbiaceae. Gene Ontology annotation, molecular function: peptidyl-tRNA hydrolase activity. The record is from RefSeq and is a predicted model, not a curated record. The coding region runs from base 194 to 928 and encodes 244 amino acids. The transcript is spliced from 9 exons.
AUUCUUCUUCUUCCCCCCAUUAUAUCCGUUUCCAAGUCCAAAGAAGGCUGCUUGCUUACCAACUCUGCCUCACUGCUCACUGCUUGCUGCUCGCUUCCUCUGCGUUUCUUCUGCGAAUUGAAGUAUACCAAACUCAGAAUAAGUCCAUUCUUCUCCUCUUUUAUCGAGCCUUUGGAGUUUCACAUCUGGGUCAAUGUUGCAUACAGUCUCUACCGCUAACCCUUGCAUUUCCUGUCCAAGAAAUUCUCUCUUUCAGCAAAGGCAUUUAGUUUCCACUAGGUUGUCCGUUCGUGCUUCAUUACCAGAUAACAGCAAUGGAGUUAAAGUAGAGUAUACACCUUGGCUAAUUGUUGGACUGGGAAACCCUGGAAAUAAGUACUGUGGCACCAGGCACAAUAUUGGUUUUGAAAUGGUUGAUCAAAUUGCUCAAGCAGAAGGUGUUAUGAUGGACACAAUUCAAUCAAAGGCAUUGAUUGGAAUAGGUUGCAUCAAAGAGGUUCCAAUUAUUUUGGCAAAACCUCAGGCAUACAUGAACUUUAGUGGGGAGUCGGUUGGACCACUGGCUGCUCAUUAUCAAGUGCCUUUGCGUCAUAUUUUAUUGAUCUAUGAUGAGAUGAGCCUACCUAAUGGUGUUGUGAGGAUUCAGCCGAAAGGAGGACAUGGCCAUCAUAAUGGAGUGAAGAAUGUGAUCAACCAUUUGGAUGAUUGUCGUGGAUUUCCUCGAAUGUGUAUAGGUAUUGGAAAUCCUCCUGGCACUAUGGACAUGAAAGCUUUCCUUCUACAGAAGUUCAGUUCAACAGAGAGAGAACAAAUUGAUGCAGCAUUAAAACAAGGGAUUGAGGCUGUGAGGAACCUGGUGCUUAAUGGAUUCAACCAAAGUAUCACCAGAUUUAAUCUGGGUCAAAAAUACAAGUUUCACAAGGUCUGAAUCCAACUGGGUGCUGAAUGGAUUUGACCAAAGUAUCACCAAUUUUAAUCUGGAGCAAAAAUUACAAGUAUCACAGUGUUAGAAUCGUGUAGCAGUUGCAGAAACAAUCAUGUAAGUUGAGUUAGGAUCAUUUUUUUAUAACCUAGAAAUAGAAGGUUCUUGUCCUUGCAGUAACUGACAUAUGUAAAUGCUUCCCGAUAUAACGUUUAUGACAUCCUAGGAUAUUGUCGUCUUCUACAGCUAUCAUAAUUUAUUAAUUUCAGAA